This is a messenger RNA of Cucurbita moschata (crookneck pumpkin), 1530 nucleotides long. RefSeq names its product WD repeat-containing protein 89 homolog. Lineage: Eukaryota; Viridiplantae; Streptophyta; Magnoliopsida; Cucurbitales; Cucurbitaceae. Gene Ontology annotation, molecular function: protein binding. The record is from RefSeq and is a predicted model, not a curated record. The transcript is spliced from 8 exons. The coding region runs from base 179 to 1354 and encodes 391 amino acids.
CAGUUGAUCAAUUGGAGCGAACUGGUUGCGCGCCUCCAACGGUUUGUUCAAUGCCGCCAUCGAUUUCCACCUAAACCCUAAAACCCUUCUUCACCCCGCAAUUUCUUAUACUUAGAUUCAGAAACUUGUUUUCAAUUUUGCUCUGUUUCGUCGCACAGAAAUUAGACUAAAAAAAAUAAUGGAAUCCAUUGACAUGGACGUCGAGGAGCCCGUCAAUGCCGAUUCCAGUGUAGAUUCAAGCUCCUUCAAGCGCUUCGGGCUCAAGAAUGCCAUUCAAACCAACUUCGGCGACGAUUACGUCUUCCACAUCGCUCCCAAUGGGGAUUGGACGCAAAUGGCGGUGUCGUUAUCUUCGAAUGUUGUGAAGCUGUACUCGCCAGUGACUGGCCAGUACUAUGGAGAGUGCAGAGGUCACAUUGGAACAAUCAAUCAAAUUUCCUUCGCAGUGCCAUCAAUCCCACAUGUAUUGCAUUCUUGUUCUUCUGAUGGAACUAUCAGAUCUUGGGACGUGCGGAAUUUUCAGCAGGUUUCAUCCAUUAGUGCUGGCCCUUCUCAAGAGAUCUUCAGCUUUGCCUAUGGAGGAUCGAGUAUGAAUCUCCUUGCUGCAGGUUGUAAAUCUCAGAUACUCUUCUGGGAUUGGAGGAACAGAAAGCAAGUCGCGUGCUUGGAGGACUCUCAUGUGGAAGAUGUCACUCAGGUUCACUUUAUCCCUGGCCAUCAAGCCAAGCUUGCUUCUGCUUCCGUGGAUGGUUUGGUUUGUAUAUUUGACACUAAUGGGGACAUCGAUGAUGACGAACAUAUGGAUUCUGUGAUAAACGUUGGAACUUCAGUUGGUAAGAUCGGAUUCUUUGGAGAGAACUAUAGAAAGUUGUGGUGCUUGACUCACAUUGAAACCUUGAGCUUAUGGGACUGGACGGAUGGGAGAAAUGAGGCAGAUAUCACAGAUGCCCGCACACUAGCUUCCAACAGUUGGGCAAUGGGUCGUGUUGAUUAUUUAGUUGAUUGUCACUACUCGAGUGAAGGUGAUAGAUUAUGGGUUCUUGGAGGUACCAACGAUGGUACAGUAGGCUACUUCCCGGUCGACCAUCACAAGGGGAAGAAUGCGAUUGAAUCACCCGACGUUGUCCUUGAGGGUGGCCACAUUGGCAUCGUAAGAAGUGUCUUGCCCAUGACAAACAUAUUGGGUGGAUUUUCACGUAGCCAAGGUGUGUUUGGAUGGACGGGCGGAGAAGAUGGACGUUUAUGUUGUUGGUCUUCAGACGAUUCUUGCGAAACUAAUCGAUCUUGGAUCUCGAGCACUCUAGUUAUCAAGUCACCCGGUGGUCGAAGGAAACAUAGACACCAUCCUUACUAAAGAUGAGCAUAUGUUUUUCAUGUCUUUGAUCAUGUAAUCUUCCAAUGUUUCUGGAGCUGUAUUUAUCAUUUUGCCUCCCAACCCCUUGAUUUUAUGUUCUUUGAUUUGCCUCUUUAUGGAAGUGUUGUAAAAGAUGGGUUAAAAUUCUAUGUUUAAUCCCUGUGCUUUCCAGUUUU